GUUGACCUGAUCAUCUUUGUAUCUUUAAAAACCUAAUUUGCAGAGGUUGAUGUUACAGUAACACGUUUAUUCAUUUUAGUUUUGUUCGCUUCACUGUCUGCUCCUUCUGGCACACCAAUUCAGUGCAUUUUCCCGCAGAGAUCAUUGUGGAAUCAUAGGUUGGGAGGAUGACAACUCGAGUUUAUUGCUCAAUGAUUGCUGUUGUGUUGUGUCUGUUUGGUUACCUGAGCAUAACAGAUGCUACUCUAGGUUUGGGAUGUCUUGGGAAGCUGACGGGCUUGCUGUCCCAUCGAGGAUUUCCUUCUGAUCGAGACUGCUCUGGAGGAAGCAAAUGUUCUCGAUUUCACUUGAAGCCAGGUCAAUGUCCCGACCCGAAGAACAUUCCACUGUUUGCUGAAAGCUGUGUCCAUGAUGGCCGGUGCCCUGCCACACAGAAAUGUUGCCCAACCACUCGUGGCCAUGCAUGCAGUGAACCAAGCAGUCAGGGCCAAGGAAUGGGUCAGGGCCAAGGAAUGGGCCAGGGUCAGGGCCAAGGAAUGGGCCAGGGCCAGGGUCAGGGCCAAGGAAUGGGCCAGGGCCAGGGUCAAGGAAUGGGCCAGGGCCAAGGAAUGGGCCAGGGCCAGGGUCAGGGCCAGGGCCAGGGCCAAGGAAUGGGCCAGGGCCAGGGUCAGGGCCAAGGAAUGGGCCAGGGCCAGGGUCAGGGCCAAGGAAUGGGCCAGGGCCAGGGUCAGGGCCAAGGAAUGGGCCAGGGCCAGGGUCAGGGCCAAGGAAUGGGCCAGGGCCAGGGUCAGGGCCAAGGAAUGGGCCAGGGUCAGGGCCAAGGAAUGGGCCAGGGUCAGGGCCAAGGAAUGGGCCAGGGUCAGGGCCAAGGAAUGGGCCAGGGUCAGGGCCAAGGAAUGGGCCAGGGUCAGGGCCAAGGAAUGGGCCAGGGUCAGGGCCAAGGAAUGGGCCAGGGCCAGGGUCAGGGCCAAGGAAUGGGCCAGGGCCAGGGUCAGGGCCAAGGAAUGGGCCAGGGCCAGGGUCAGGGCCAAGGAAUGGGCCAGGGCCAAGGAAUGGGCCAGGGCCAAGGAAUGGGCCAAGGAAUGGGCCAAGGAAUGGGCCAAGGAAUGGGCCAGGGAAUGGGCCAAGGAAUGGGCCAAGGAAUGGGCCAGGGUCAGGGCCAAGGAAUGGGCCAGGGUCAGGGCCAGGGUCAGGGCCAAGGAAUGGGCCAGGGCCAGGGUCAGGGCCAAGGAAUGGGCCAGGGCCAGGGUCAGGGCCAAGGGAUGGGCCAGGGUCAGGGCCAAGGGAUGGGCCAAGGAAUGGGCCAAGGAAUGGGCCAAGGAAUGGGCCAAGGAAUGGGCCAGGGCCAGGGCCAGGGCCAAGGAAUGGGCCAGGGUCAGGGCCAAGGAAUGGGCCAGGGCAUGGGCCAGGGGAGCAGUCAUGGCCACAGUCCGUGA
This is a messenger RNA of Carassius carassius (crucian carp), 1436 nucleotides long. RefSeq names its product spidroin-1-like. The record is from RefSeq and is a predicted model, not a curated record. Bases 168 to 1436 code for a protein of 422 amino acids. Gene Ontology annotation, cellular component: extracellular region. Lineage: Eukaryota; Metazoa; Chordata; Actinopteri; Cypriniformes; Cyprinidae. The transcript has 4 exons. Gene Ontology annotation, molecular function: peptidase inhibitor activity.